Jatropha curcas is the source of this 865-nucleotide messenger RNA. NCBI's taxonomy places the organism in Eukaryota, Viridiplantae, Streptophyta, Magnoliopsida, Malpighiales, Euphorbiaceae. The record is from RefSeq and is a predicted model, not a curated record.
GGCUAUGCUGAAAGUAGCCUGGGAGAAGAUAUGCGCCGAUCGAUACGCUGACUUCACCUAUAGGAUGAGAAGAAGCGGUAAGAAACAACGGUGCGUGUCUCAGGAGAUAUGGGAGAGCUGGCAAAAGGCUUGGGAGGAUCCUGCAUUCAAGAGAAAGCGGGAGAUGUUUGCACAAAACAGGCGCAGUGAGACUGGCGGGGAUGGAGCAGGACCUUCGCGACACACAGGCGGAUCUAUAUCUGCUAUAGAGACAGCUCGAUUAUUAGCUAAAGAAUUAGGUCGUGAGCCCACACCGAUGACAGACGUGCGCUAUGUAAGAGAAACUAUACUCUAUACUACAGCUCGGGAGCGUAUUGUUACUUCUCAGACCGAUGAAUCCGAAGCUGAGUCAAGAAUUGACGAGGUAGCACUUUAUCUCGAGGCUGUCGGGGGCGAGAAGAAGAGUAAGGUAUACGGCAUCGGGUCUCAGGCAUCACAGUUUUACACUAGGUCAGCAGCUCACGCUUCUACAGCCAGCGCAGCACGACAGCCGGAGCACAGCGACUCACACUGUGAUGAUGAUAUAUGGGCUCAGCUUGCUGAUCCGCAAAGACAGAUUGCAGAGCUUAGAGCGCAUGUGAUGCGGCUGUCUGGUGAGCACCGUGCUGGUACUUCUCCCUCUGAUCUUGCUCCUGCUACAGACCGACAUGUUUCGACGUCUUCGAGGUCUCCGCAGCAGCCACUUACCAGGCUCCUGAUCCCGAUGUAUGCUGCAAGACGAUGUACCUUGGUCACCCCUCCUGCGCUACAUCACAAUCCAGCAGGUAUCUCCGGCGAUCCGACUUGCGGGGACAUCGGGAGAUCCGACAUCGGAUCCUGCAGAUGA